AUGCUAAGACGACAAUUUGGUAAAUUAGACGAGACGUUAUCGAACUCGUCCUCGAGAUCUCAGUCGAGAGUGAGGACUCCAAUGGUCGACGGAGAGGAAAAUGGAUCCCUUGACGUAAACUUCCAAAGUAUAGAGGAAAUGUUGGCCACAAAGUUGGAUUCAUUGCAACUUUUGUUAGAGAAAAAGCAACAAGAAAUGCUUCAAGACGCCGCUAUUGGUACUGGUGAUACCAAUCCAAUAUUGGACGGAAACUCACAGGAUUACUUGCAGAAAACUGCAAAACAAUUUAAUCAGUACAGAAUCCAAUCAAGUCACACUUCUAUCAACGAGAUUAUUGUAUCCUUGGGGGCCUCUAGGUCAAGUGUUUCUUCUAGUUCUCGUGAAUUGAUGUUGGCCCAGCUUUACAAGUUGAUUGUUUCAAGACCCUUGAUUGUGUAUAAUGAAGAGCAAAUAGGAACUGACCAAUAUGUCACGGACGAUAUGGUUGCACUUUUAUUGAAAGUGUUAACCAGUGGCGACUACAGGUCCCCCACUGAAUUCUUGUUGUUGUACAGAUCAUGCAUUGCUCUCUUAUGUAGUGACAUUGAAGAAUUUGGAACCUUGGUGCUGUCGGAUUUCUUGUCGUACAUCUCCAAAUUAAUCCAAGAACCUGCUACAUCUGUAAUAACAAAUGAAAACAAGGCUAGCGUUGUCACCGGACUUGCUCUGUUGUUGACUAUUUUACACAACGGAUCUUCGUCAUUCGGUAUCGACGACAAAAUCUCUUGGCUCAUAGAAAUAGCGGAGGGAUUUACCGAAAGCUCUAUCCAAUUGCUGAAGGACAUUCAAACUGGUGACAGAGAGUACUCCACUUUGAUCAACGAUGAAAGUGACGACAAGAGAAUUGUAAACGAAUCCAAUGUUAAAGCUUCUGGUGAAGCUGCAGUCGCUAUAGCAGCUUUACAUGGAUGUGCUUGUUUGUUGACUUUAAUAGCAAAGGGAGAAUUCUUGAACGAGUUCGUUACAGACUUGACAGCAAAACUAGUAACCAUCCUCGAUAAUGACGUAAAUUAUGAAAUUUCGAAGGCUGCUGGUAGGGCCAUUGCAAUCUGUUAUGAAAUAUAUUCAUAUUCUGAAGACGAAGAAGAUAAUGACGAUGAUGUGGGUGACGAUGGAGAGUUAGAAUACAACUACAAUGCGCCAUAUUAUGAACAGGAGCAGUUAUUCUCCAUAUUAUCUAGACUCGCAUCUCUUUCUACUCAUAAAAUAUCGAAAAAGGAGAAGAAGGUAACCCAUUCCAUAUUCAGAGAUAUUCUCUCUACCGCUAGAACGUACACCAACCCUGAAGAGAGAAUCGAAAUUUACAAAAAAUCUCCAAGAGGAAUGGAAAUUGUCUCAGAAAUGAUGGAAUCUUCAAGUUACAUAAAGCUUUCUAAGUCAAGAUCCUUACCGAUCAAUAGCUGGUUCCUCUACAUUAGGUUGAUACAUUUGAAAUGGACUUUCAGUUUCGGUGUACACAAUCAACUCACGAGUAAUGAAAGCAUUCGUGACAUAUUGAGGGAGCCUGCCACGGACUUCCAAGAGAGAUAUGGAACCAGCGGAGCUGAUCAUAUGGAAGCUCACGGCGACUAUGGAACCACUGAGAGAUUCGAAACUGACGAUAAGAAGAGAACCAAUUUGAUUAGAAAGGCAAGAGUAAAUAAACUAACCGAAGAGAUUGAAGAUUUACAGUUAGGUGAAGGUGCUGAAAAGAAAAAGUAG
Dujonia railenensis is the source of this 1740-nucleotide messenger RNA. NCBI's taxonomy places the organism in Eukaryota, Fungi, Ascomycota, Pichiomycetes, Serinales, Debaryomycetaceae. The record is from the annotation of a GenBank genome assembly.